AUGUCUAGAGAGCAGCAAAUUCCUCUUAGCGAAGCACCACCACUAUAUGUUGAAAAAAUAGAUGGCCCCGUCUCUGCCCUUGAAGUACCACAAAAUUCAUCAUUUCAAUCACCAUUACCACCACCAUCCCAAAAAUUUCGUGAUAUUCCCGUACAAGCUUAUUGCCCAAGUUGUGGUCAAACUGGAUUAACACAACUUGACUAUGUUAAUGGCUUAUUGGUUUGGUCAGCUGUUCUAUUACUUAUUUUAUUUGGUUUUAUUUUUGGUUGUUGUCUUAUACCAUUUUGUGUAAAACCAAUGAAAGAUAGAAAACAUCUAUGUAAAAAUUGUGGAACAACUAUUGGUUAUUAUAGAAAACUAGAAAGUGUUUUUGGUUACUAG
Molecule: messenger RNA, 381 nt
Organism: Didymodactylos carnosus
Lineage: Eukaryota; Metazoa; Rotifera; Eurotatoria; Philodinida; Philodinidae
Source: the annotation of a GenBank genome assembly